Messenger RNA from Gekko japonicus, 2397 nucleotides. RefSeq names its product vomeronasal type-2 receptor 26-like. Gene Ontology annotation, biological process: G protein-coupled receptor signaling pathway. The record is from RefSeq and is a predicted model, not a curated record. The transcript is spliced from 5 exons. Gene Ontology annotation, molecular function: G protein-coupled receptor activity. NCBI's taxonomy places the organism in Eukaryota, Metazoa, Chordata, Lepidosauria, Squamata, Gekkonidae. The coding region runs from base 1 to 2397 and encodes 798 amino acids. Gene Ontology annotation, cellular component: membrane.
AUGGUAUUAAAGUACUACCAGCACAACCUAGCAUUGGCCUUUGCCAUAAAUGAGAUCAAUGAGAACCCCAAGAUCUUGCCGAAUAUCACCCUUGGGUUCCACAUCUAUGACAGCUACUUUGAUAUGAAAAUGACCUACCGUAACACUCUGGACCUGCUCUUCAAAUCACAGAGAUUUCUUCCUAAUUACAAAUGUGACAUCCAGAAAAAUGUAAUAGCUAGCAUUGGAGGACUUGGUGCUGAUAUCUCCUUCCAUAUGGCAGACAUCUUAGGACUCUACAAAAUUCCACAGAUCACAUAUGGCUCAUUUCCCUUGAAGGAGAGGGAUGCAACAGAGUUUCCUUCCUUCUACCGCAUGGUCCCAAAUGAAAACCAACAGUAUACAGGAAUCACCCAAUUACUGAUCCAUUUUGGAUGGACGUGGGUUGGCCUCCUUGCUGCAGAUGAUGAUGUUGGGGAGCAUUUCUUGAAGACCCUUGAGCCAUUGCUUUUCCAAAGUGGAAUCUGUUCAGCCUUCACAGAGAGAAUAGUAAACCAAGCAAAAUGGGAUUCCUGGGGGGACAUUAUUAAUUUAGUCAAAGAUAUAUAUCAACCUUUUGAAGAUAGAAAAGUCAAUACACUUAUCCUCUAUGGAGGACCUUUAACCAUCCUAUCACUGAAUACGCUGAUCUUUUUAGGAAAUCCUGCAUAUGGGGGAAAUAGAUCAUUGAGCAAAGUGUGGAUUUUGACAGCUCAAGUUGAUUUCAUGUUAUCCGGAGCUCAAAGGAAUUGGAAUUUUGAUGUGUUCCAUGGUGCCAUAUCUUUCACAAUUCACUCAAAUGAGUUUCCACAGUUCAAGAAAUAUCUUCAUGGCAUGAGACCUUAUCAGGAAAAACAAAAUGGUUUCAUCAAGGAAUUUUGGGAGCAAGUGUUUGACUGUUCAUUUCCAAAUCUCCAUGGACCAAUGGAGGUCAAUGACAUAUGCACUGGAGAUGAGAAACCAGAGAGUCUUCCUGGGCUUCUUUUUGAAAUGCAGAUGACUGGCCACAGCUACAGUGUCUAUAGUGCUGUCUAUGCCAUAGCUCAUGUUUUGAACACCAUGACUACAUCUAAUUCCAUGACUGGGAAAAGUGUUAGACUCCAAGAUAUCCAGCCUUGGCAGCUCCACUCAUUUCUUCAAGCCAUCUCAUUCAACAACUCUGCUGGAGAAACAGUGCAUUUUAAUGUCAACAAGGAAAUAGAAACUGGAUUUGACAUCAUGAACAUGGUCACAUUCCCAAAUAGGUCCUUCCUGAGAGUCAAAGUUGGAAGGGUUGAUUCCUCUGCUCCCAAAGGGAAACAAUUCAUUAUUCAUGAGGAUGUGAUUGUGUGGCAAAGUAUUUUUAAUGAAGGCCCUCCUCUUUCUGAGUGCAACGCUCACUGUCCUCCUGGUUCUCAGAAGAAAAAGAAGGAAGGGGAGAAAUUUUGCUGUUAUAAUUGUGUUCCUUGCCCAGAAGGGAAGGUUUCAAGCCAUAAGGAUAUGGUUGACUGUGUAAAAUGCCCAGAAGACCAUUAUCCAAGCAGGUACCAAGAUGGAUGCAUCCCCAAAGCUAUAAGCUUCUUGUCAUUUGAAGAACCUUUAGGGAUCAGUUUAGCUUUAUUAGCUGUGUCUUUUUCCCUUAUCACACUUUCAAUAUUAACAACUUUCAUUAAGCACAGAGAUACGCCCAUUGUCAAAGCCAAUAAUCGAGAUAUCACGUAUGCUCUCCUUGUCUCUCUCCUGCUCUGCUUCCUCUGUUCUUUGCUGUUCCUUGGAGAACCAAGCAAGGUGACCUGCUUCAUCCGACAAACCACUUUUGGCAUCAUCUUCUCAGUGGCUGUUUCUUGUGUGUUGGCCAAAACCAUCACCGUGAUUGUGGCUUUCAUGGCCACCAAACCAGGACCAAGCAUGAGGAGAUGGGUGGGGAAAAAACUGACUAAUUCCAUUGUACUGUUCUGCUCCCUUAUUCAAGAGGCCAUUUGCAUAGUGUGGCUAGGAACUUCCCCUCCAUUCCCCGAUUUUGACAUGGAGUCUCUGACUGAAGAGAUCAUAGCAGAAUGUAAUGAAGGGUCCACAAUCCUGUUUUACAUUGUUCUGGGCUACCUAGGACUUCUGUCCAUCAUAAGCUUGACUGUGGCUUUCCUAGCCAGGAAACUGCCAGACAGUUUCAAUGAAUCCAAAUUUAUCACCUUCAGCAUGCUGACAUUUUGCAGUGUUUGGUUGUCUUUUGUUCCCACCUACCUCAGCACAAAAGGGAAAUACAUGGUAGCUGUGGAGAUCUUCUCUAUUUUGGCAUCCAGUGCUGGGCUACUGGCUUGUAUCUUUUUCCCCAAAUGUUAUAUUAUUGUGUUCCGGCCCGAGCAAAAUAACAAAGAAUGUCUAAUUAGAAGAAAAAAUUAA